AUGUUUACAACAAUCACCUCAAACUUCAAAACGCACACACAUCCAACUGUUUGUUUACGUUUUUCUGCCCGGAUUAGCUGUAUCCUUCUCGGCUUCUCGCACAAUUUCGUCGCUCAUUCUAGCCGCAACGAAUUCGCCGUGAGCCCCUUCCAUCAGUGUUGCCAGUUCAUUGAUCAUGAAAUAACGGAAGUUCAACAUGGAUUUGGGUUUACAUUAUGAGGUGGAACAGGUGAUAUUAUAUGGACAUAAUCCAGUUGAAUUAGAAUAGAAACAACAAUUUUUGUAUUGGUUGAGACACUAAUGAAAAAGCUGGCCCAGGCUGCCAGUUCUCCCGUUCACCACCGAUUUAUUGACUGGUGUAUUACUUUGAAGGAAAUAACGGAAGUUCAACA
Acanthoscelides obtectus is the source of this 392-nucleotide messenger RNA. NCBI's taxonomy places the organism in Eukaryota, Metazoa, Arthropoda, Insecta, Coleoptera, Chrysomelidae. The record is from the annotation of a GenBank genome assembly.